Exaiptasia diaphana is the source of this 5722-nucleotide messenger RNA. Its product is annotated as early endosome antigen 1. NCBI's taxonomy places the organism in Eukaryota, Metazoa, Cnidaria, Anthozoa, Actiniaria, Aiptasiidae. The transcript is spliced from 3 exons. The record is from RefSeq and is a predicted model, not a curated record. The coding region runs from base 295 to 5475 and encodes 1726 amino acids.
GAUAAGAAGCAUASGUUUCACACUUCAUAUUUUGACAUUUAGACCCAUUUUUUUAAAACAUCUUGGAAGUCUGUUGAAGUUUUUUUUAUUUAUUCUUAAGAUAGAGCAUCCCUGAAAUUUUGAAAAUACCGCGACUGUGUAAAUGAUGAAGAUUAGGUAUUGACUUAAUGAUAAAUUGUAUUAUCCAUAUCUUUCUAACAUUUUUGUUCUUAAUAUUAGCUACAGCAAAGAAUAGGAAUGAGAUUUGUUUCCUCAACAUAACAAGAAGUGCCAUUAGUGCGAACAGACUGAACUAUGAACAGCUGUGGUUGUGUAGAUAACAGCCCUACUUGCUUCUGUGGAGGAAACAGUCAUAGAGAAUUUAAGGACGGUUGUGAUAGUUGUUGCGGACACGGUCCGUUAAGUCAUCGUCAACAUGAACAUUGCCAUACAGUCUUUGAAGCCCAAGAUGUUGACAAGGAUUAUUACGAACAACGAUACCACCAGCUUGCUCUAGAAAAGGACAAAAUGGAAGUAAACUAUGAGAAAGAAAGAAGAGAAAGGCAAUCUGCAGAGGAGAAAUUUCAGAGGGAAAGCAGAGAAAGGGUAUUAUAUGAAGAGAGGCUUUCAGAGCUUAAUAGCAAGCUAGGCAGAUAUGACAACGAUUUAAACAUGCUUAGAAAUGAAAAUGGAUUUUUAAAGAGUCAAUUCGAUAGUCUAAGAAAUGUUAUCAACUCAAGAGUGAAUGUUGAAAGUAGCCACUUUGCUUUACCAGACACUCCUGUUUUGCAGUUGGAAUCCAAUUUGUUAACUGGAGAAAAUACAGAGUCAUAUAGACAUGAAAUAUCUGUUCUUGCUAACGAGAAUGAACUCUUCAAGCAAAUCAUCGAUAUAAUCAAUAGCCAGGGUACCGAAAGAGCCGUAGAAGAGAUGUCUGAGAAGUACACUUUUGAGAGCAAUUGGCAUUCAGAUGCAGACAAAACGCGUCUUCAAAAUGAAAACUCAAAGUUAAAAUGUCAGGUACGAGAGCUUCAGAAAGGACAACGUGAUCUCCAAUCUCAAAUUGAAGAGAUCGAAUUUGACCUCCAAGACAAAUCCCGUAAAAUGAAGAAUGAUAUUUCACAUCUAGAAGAAAACCUCCAUUCGAAAACAAUUUAUUGUCAGGAGCUGGAAAGAAAGCUUUUCCAAGUAAACUCAGAAUAUCAAGAGGAAAUGCAGAAAAUGGAAAUAAAAGUUGAAAGUGAAGGUCUAAAGAAAUUGCAGAUUCAGGAAGAACUUACUGCACUGGAGAGCACGGUCCAUAGACUUGAUCUAGAACGAAUAGAAAUGGUGGCCAAGUUGGAUGAGCUGUACAAUUCUGAAAACAAAAUUAUUGUUGCACGUGCUGAACUCGAAGCAAGAUUUACUGCAGAAAUUAACGACCUGCAAGUUCAACUCGAGGAGGAAAUAAGAUCGAAGAUAGAACUGUCUCAGGAAAUGACAUUAUUGAUGAAUGAAUUCGCUGACUUAAGAACCAAAUCUAAUCAAAUGGAGGAGAUGUACGCCAAUGAAAUUCAGGCUCUCCAGAUAAAUCUUAGUACUGCUCUUGGUAGAGGAGGUGGUGGCACAAGUUAUGCUCAGCAGCCCAAUAAUAACAUGGUCAUCGAACAAAGACUACCUCAGGGAAGUGAGGUAAGGCAAAAUGGGAAUGAGUCGCAAAGCCAGUUAAGCAGUGAAAUAGAAAAACGUGAGGCCCUGGAGCGAGAAAACAAAGAUCUCUUGUACAAGAUGAAAAACAUUUUAUCCAAUACUGAUUCCAACGCUAAUGGCAUGAAUGAAUUCCAGUUAAAUCAUUGCACUUCCCCUAGUGCUAAUUCACUACAAAACAAGGAUAAUGAUUCGGCUUUAAGAAAGAAAAUUCGAAGUCUACAAAACAAAGUUGAAGAGCUAACCGAUGAAUGUGAAUCCUUGCGUCGUAGUGCUAAAAAGCGGAAAGAGGCAGAGGACAAAAACCGCGAACUAAUUGACGAAUUGGAAGAGUUGAAUUCAGAACGAGAUAGUAUGCUAAAAAAGCAAAAAUCACUCGUAAAAGAAGUCGACAACUCAUCAUCUUCUUUACAAGAUUUGUCAGAUAAAAACCGCAAGCUGAUAAAUGAAAUCGACACGGCCUCGCGAAAGAUUCGGGAAAUGGAAGAUACAUUUAGACACGACCGAAACACCUUAAUUCGUAGCUUUGACAGAGAAAAAUCAUUAGAAAUGAAUGACUAUAAAAGGAAAAUGGAAAACUUAGAGGAUCAAGUGAGGGAUCAGAAGAGGGAAAAUCAAAUGCUUGAAGACAAGAUACGCAAACUUGAGGACGAAAUUGAGUACCAGAGGGACAUUAACAAAAGAUCUACCAAAGACUCUUUCAGGUCAAUUGAUUUGAAACCUAACUCAUCACAUGGUUCUUCAGCAGCAAACAAUGCUAGUGACCUUAAAAAGAAUGUAGACGAAUUGGAGCAAUUAUUGAAAGAAAAGGAAAACGAACACCUCAUUGAUUUGGAGGGGCAAAGCAAGCAGCUUCGUGAUGAAUUUGAGAAAGAAAAACGCAAACUUAAACAAAUGUUCGAAGAGGAGAAACGCGCACUUUUUGGUAACUUCCAUUCCCCUUCACCGCCUUUCAAUGCAUCCCCGCUGCCUAGCCAAAAUCCUUSAAACAUCUCUGGUAAUGUAAACCCACCGAUGGGACAGCUCGCUCAGCAUACCUUCCCGUCACAAGGYCCGUAUGCUUCUACUGCAACAUCUCAGGGUUCUAGUUUCCCAGUAAUUCCACAGGGUCAUGGAUCAUCGCAACCAGCGCAGUCGUCGGUUAAUCCGUAUCUGCAAAGUGGAGGAAGUAACCAAAACCCAAUUUAUCAUCCAGCGUCCAUUUCCAGCGAUAAUCAGAUUACACAGCUGAAUGAAACUAUAAACAAACUUCAACAGGAAGUCAACCGCCUGAGCAUUGAUAAGCAAAACAUGGGAAAACGAAUGAAAAAUUUAGAAGGACAAAUGACGCGCAAGUCUGACAACGAGCAGCAGGAAAGAAGAGGCUUUGAAGGCCAAGCACGUGUUCAUUUCGAAGUGGAUGAGGUAACAAGGAGCGAAAGUGCCAGGAGUUACGCUGAUGGACCAAAUGGCAAUGAUUCUUUUAGGAUCAAUUCGUCAGAGAUUUAUGCAUCUGGUGACUAUGAUGAUAGUUUUGAUGGCAAGUUACAGGACACAAUGAAAAAACUGGUUGAAGAACAUCGAGAACAUUCAAACGAGUUGCGUAAACAAAUAAAAUUACAAAAGGACUCCUUUGAAAGAGAAAAAGGAGCAUUAUUAAGUGAAAAUCAAAAGCUUUGCACAAGCCUGAAGUGCUUAAAGAAAGAAAUCCACGUUCUUAAGCAUGAAAAAGAAAAUUUACUUCAAAAAAUUCAGAAGGAAAGACGAGAGUCAAUUCGGCGUGACGAAAGAUCGAAGGAUGAAAUUGCAUCUAUCAAAAAUGAAUAUGAAAGAAAGUUAACGCGAGAUAGUAAAAGAUCAAACGAAGUUAUUCAAGAACUACAACAAAAGAUUAGCAGCUAUGAAGCAAAAUUCAAAGAAAUCGAGUUGAAGUUCAGAGAUGAGUUAACUUUGUUACAGAAUAAGUACGCUCAAGAACGAAACCAAUUGGAAAUUCAAAUCAGGGAAACUGAUAAUCAUUUAAAGUCAAAACUGGAGUCCCACUAUCAGGCAAAGCUUAAAACCGAAAAAGAAAAAUACGAAAGAACCCUAAAGGAGUUGCGAAGAGAAAUACAGUGUCUACAGGACCAACGUAAAGAAAUACAACUUAAGCUUCAACAAGAUGCAGGUACUGGUGGUCGAAUACUACAUAAUGAGUCCCUUACCUCAAAUUCCAAAAAUCAAGAAUUCUAUAAACGUCUGCAAUUUGAGUUUGAAAAUCGUUAUGCACAAGAAAAAAGAUCAUUGGAGGACACGAUACGGGAUCUAAAAAAGGAAAUAACCGAACUUGAGAAAGAGAAAACUGACAUUAAAGCCAGUUACAAGGAGGAAAAAUUGGAAAUGGAGGAACGAUAUCAAAGAGAGAAAAAGAGACUCGAAGAAAGGCACAGGCGAGAUAUGGAUGAACUGAAACGAUCAUCGGAUUUGUUUCAAGUCAAUGAACAAUCGUUUAUAUCCAUGGGUGGGAUUGGAAACAAAGAAGUGCUAAGGCCACAGCAUACCUCUUUUCAAGGAAAGAACACUUCAUUGGAAAUUAAAAACGAUCUCCUCGAGAGUGACAUAGCCUUCUUGAAGGGACGAGUCCGUGACCUCGAGUCACGUCAAACAAAGAUAUUGUCCUUCAAUUCUAACAAGUCUCUAGGGAUGGAUGACACGAAAGUGAAAUUUGAUUUGGAUCGCACCUCUAUUCCCAGGUCUCUGUCCUUUACAGAUCUAAGAAGUAUCAGCAACAAUCAACAUGCCGUCUCUCGAGGUAACAGAUCUGCAAACAAAGGUUUUUCGCUAGACGAUUUGGAGAUUUCCAGGGUUCGAAGUGGUGCAAAUGGCCUCAACUACCAAAUUGGUCAAAACCUUAUKAAUAUCAAAAGUUGCCAAGGYAUUUCCUCUGCUAGCAAGGGAGGGUUUUUUACUGGGAAUGAUGCCAGUACCUUAGGUAUCUCCAAUAUGUCUUCCAAUGGGAUUUUAAACGAAGGAGUGGGAUUGGCUGGUGCCGGUACAAGGUUUUCAUUACCUGGUGGAAUAACUGGAAAAGGUGUAACGCAAGGCAUUAGCAAUGGUUUACAAUAUGGAAAUGGUGUUGCGCUUAAUUCUGGAUUUAGUAGAUUCGGCUUUAGUAGAUCUUCAGGUUUUCAAUCUGGAAAUGGUAUGGGAUUAGGCUCCGCAAUGAUGGGUGGCAUGGGUGGCAGCUCAUACCCUUCUAACAGGUUAGGCGUGGGCAGUUCUGUUUUAACAGGUUUAAAUGGUGGUGUUUUGGCUGGUUAUAGUAAUAGGAUGGGAUCUGGUGUCGCAGCCAUAAAUAGUAGAGGGAUUGGUUCUGGCUUUUCAACUUGCAGUGGCACAAGAUUAGGGUGUGGCUUAGCCGUUUUAAGAAGUGGAGAAUUAAGCUCUGGUUUUGUAAAUCAAAAUCAAGUUGGAAGUGGGUCUGGUAUGUCAGGUAUUGGUGCUGGUAGUUCUCGUGAAAUCUCUGAUAAUGGUUUGGAAGUGGGCUCCAGUUUCGUGGGAGCUGAUGUUGGUGGAUCAACCUCGAUCACAGGUAAUAGUGCUCGGCUGAUGAAUUCAAGCAUCGGGAGAAAUGUGAAUACCACAAGCAUGUCUGGAAUUCACUCAGCUGGUAAUUCUAGUGGCGAAAUGAAUGGCAAUCUUGUAUAUGGGAAUCAGAGUUUUUCUGUUCAACCUUUCUCCAGCUCUGAAUCUGGAGUUCAAACCAAUGUUGUUGGGAGAUUCUCUGGAAAUGGUAUUGGAAUCGAUUCCAUCUUAACUUCAAGUCAAGUUGUUGAUCCUUCCGAUACCUAGAAGCAGUUGAAUUCAACGGCUUAAUUUAAAGUUAUGAUACUUUCCAAUGGAAACAUCCUAACAGAAUAAUUAGAACAGUUUGAUGAAAUUUGCACUAAUAAAGUGUAGUCUUUGUAUAUUUUCUAUUUAGCAGUAGAUUUUCUUCUGGUUUAUGCCAGGUUUACAGUGAAACUUUUGUUAACGUACAGGCACCUUUACAUGCACAUUUGCAAUUUGAAGCUGUAAUAAAAAUCAUAAAAGGUUUUGA